Messenger RNA from Oncorhynchus masou masou (cherry salmon), 4974 nucleotides. Its product is annotated as vascular endothelial growth factor receptor 1-like. Gene Ontology annotation, cellular component: plasma membrane; signaling receptor complex. Lineage: Eukaryota; Metazoa; Chordata; Actinopteri; Salmoniformes; Salmonidae. The record is from RefSeq and is a predicted model, not a curated record. Gene Ontology annotation, biological process: positive regulation of kinase activity; vascular endothelial growth factor receptor signaling pathway; multicellular organism development. The coding region runs from base 262 to 4266 and encodes 1334 amino acids. The transcript is spliced from 29 exons. Gene Ontology annotation, molecular function: growth factor binding; vascular endothelial growth factor receptor activity; ATP binding.
ACCGAUCCCCAAGAGCACAAUGGGAAAACGUUUUACUGGAGUUGAUGUGUGGUGUCCUGUAGCGUGUUCUCCCACGGCUCUGCUCUCCUCUCCUCGGGAAACCUGUCCUACUCGUCAGAAUCAAUGCGAAGCAGCAGCGAGGAGUGGGCUGGUGGUGUGCUGUCUGUAGCUUUCGAUUCUCUGGAGAACAAGGACUAAACUCCCUGUUACACUUUUCUUCUUACAUACCUCUUCUUCAGUGCGACGGGGAAGACGGACAACAUGAUUGGUUAUAUCUUCGUGGUUCUGUGUGGAUUGGCUGGCAGUGCGCUCGCAAAGGGUAAGGUGGAGAGUGUGCCUAAGGGGAAGUUCAGUGUUCCUGUUCUGGAUGUGAAGAGUCGACAGCUGGUCCUGGAGGCCAACCAGACUCUGACAAUCCACUGCAGGGGUCGGUGGGAGCUGUCGUGGGCAUUCCCUGGAGGUGUGGCCAGAGAUCAGGAUAGAAUGCGAUUGGAAGAUUCUCGUUGUGGUAGGCAGAGCCAGCAUUACUGCAGCCAACUGACGCUUAGCUCGGCCCAGGCCCAGCACACAGGAUCGUUCCGGUGUCGGUACAGUCAUCGGACGCUCAGGCAGAGAGCUGUCUAUGUCUAUGUCACAGACAGACAGCGGCCAUUUGUGGAGGAGCAGAAUAACAGUCCAGACGUUGUGUAUAUGAAGGAGAGCCAGCCUCUGGUCUUCCCCUGUAGGGUCACCAACCCUGACGCCACUGUCUCAUUGGUCAAGUUUCCUGACCAGGAGUUGACCCCAGACCAGAGGAACAUAGUGUGGAACAGCAGACAGGGCUUCCUCAUCCACAGCCCCACCUACUUCUACAUCGGCCUGUUCUCCUGCAAGACCUCUGUCAACGGGACCACGCACUCCCUCAAUUACCUCACACACAGACAAGUGAAUAAGAUCAUGAAGGUAUAUCUGAACAGUACCAGUCCAGUGCAGUCUCUACAGGGGGAGAGUCUGGCCAUCAACUGUACUGUCACUGCAGAGUGGAACAGCAGAGUGUCCAUCAGCUGGGACUACCCUGGACAGGCCAACAGGUCAGCCAUAGUCAGUAGGUGGAUCAUGGCCAGUAAAUUUCACAUGGUGUUCUACAGUAUUCUGUCCAUCCCCAAACUCCACCGCUCUGACAGAGGGCUUUAUAUCUGCCGAGUGACCAGUGGACCAGUCAGUCGAGAGACUAACGUAUCUGUCACAGUCUAUGACCGUCCCUUUAUCCGUCUGAAGCCCAGACAGGGGGCUGAAGUGGAGGCUCAUGCAGGACAGAAGUCAUACCGUCUCUCCCCCAAACUACGAGCCUUCCCUGCCCCCGAAGUCAUCUGGUUGAAGGAUGGGAAGGUAGCAGCGGAGGAGUGUUCCCGUUACCAUGUGGACGGGAAUUCCCUGGUGAUCCGUGAUGUGGCAGAGGAGGAUGCUGGGAAGUACACUAUCCUGGUUGGAAUCCAGGAACACAGACUCUACCAGAACCUAACGCUCUCUCUUGUGGUCAACGUGAGUCCUGGGAUAGGGGAGAAGGCAGUGUCAGUGCAGGACCCAGGUAGUGUUCCGCGGGGUAGCAGACAAGCCCUGCACUGCACCUCCCACGGAGUCCCCCCUCCUCACAUCACAUGGCUCUGGCACCCCUGCCCCUCCAAAGGCCUGUGUGUGUGUCCCCCGUCCUCCUCAAUGUGGAGCCCCGUAAAAGAGAGGGCCCCCGGCACUUCCACACACAACCACAUCCUGAGUGUCACACACAGACAAGAAGUCCUCCAGGGGAAGAAUAAGACCGUGGGGGUUUUGAUGGUUGCUGAGGCGUUUGUGUCCGGCGUGUAUCGCUGUAUUGCCUCUAGUUCUGUGGGCAAGGAUGAGCUGGACAUGCCUUUCUAUAUAACAGACGUCCCAGGAGGCUUCAGUGUGAGUCUGGAGGAUGAGCCAAGGGAGGGAGGAGACCUACACCUCACCUGCGUAGCCAAUAAGCACCUGUACACCAAUUUUUCAUGGCAACGGGUGACUGACCCAGCAGAGGCCACACCCCCGACCCCCUCCCUGGGUGGUGAACUGUCCUCAGGAGAGGCCACACCCCCGACCCCCUCCCUGGGUGGUGAACUGUCCUCAGCAGAGGCCACACCCCCGACCCCCUCCCUGGGUGGUGAACUGUCCUCAGCAGAGGCCACACCCCCGACCCCCUCCCUGGGUGGUGAACUGUCCUCAGCAGAGGCCACACCCCCGACCCCCUCCCUGGGUGGUGAACUGUCCUCAGGAGAGUUUUCUGACACUCUGAGUCUAUUGCUUAGCAACCUGACGGCGGGGGAUUCUGGAACCUACCGCUGCUCCGCCAAUCACCUGCUGACAGGACAGAACACACAUCUGGACACACAGGUGGACGUCACAGUCCUGGAGGCUCCGGUGCUGUUACAGAAUCUGUCUGACUGCAGCGUGAACAUCAGCAGCUCAGUGACACUCAGCUGCCACGCCCACGGAGUGCCACGCCCAUUCAUCACAUGGUACAAGGACCAACACACACUGCUUCAGGGAUCAGGUAUCGUCAUAGCACAAGGAGGCGAGAACCUCCACAUUGACCGAAUCACAGUGGAGGACCAGGGUCUGUACACCUGCCAGGCAACCAAUGAGAGAGGCUCUGCUGAGAGCUCUGCCUACAUCUGGGUUCACAACUCAUCAGGUGGCCUGUCUCUGGAGAUCCCUACUCUCACCUGUACCUGUCUGGUGGCCACUCUCUUCUGGCUGCUUCUCACUCUCUUCAUACGUAAACUCAAAAAGCCAAACUCUUCGAGUGCCAAGGCUGAGUACCUUUCAAUCAUCCUGGACCCAGGGGAGGGGCCUCUGGAGGAGCAGUGUGAUAGGCUACAGUACGACCCAGGCCAAUGGGAGUUCCCCAGAGACCGCCUCAAACUGGAGAAACCUCUGGGCCGUGGGGCCUUUGGGAAAGUCAUGCAGGCGUCUGCCUUUGGCAUCGAAAACUCUACAGGCUGCAGGACUGUGGCUGUCAAGAUGCUCAAGGAGGGGGCUACUCCCAGUGACCACAAGGCUCUGAUGACAGAACUGAAGAUCCUGAACCACAUCGGCCACCACCUGAAUGUGGUCAACCUGCUGGGAGCCUGCACCAAGGCAGGGCCUCUCAUGGUGAUAGUGGAGUACUGUAGGUAUGGAAACCUAUCCACCUACCUGAAGAGCAAGAGAGAUGUGUUCCUGCUCAACAAAGAUGGGAAGAAGAGGUGUUUCGAGGAGAGAGAGGGCACAGAGGAGAGGGGUGUCUCCAAGUCUCCUCUGUUCCUGGAGGAUCUCAUCUCCUUCAGUUUCCAGGUGUCUCGAGGCAUGGAGUUCCUCGCCUCUCGCAAGUGUAUCCACCGUGACCUGGCUGCCAGGAACAUUCUGCUGUCUGAGAACAAAGUGGUGAAGAUCUGUGACUUUGGUCUGGCCAGAGACCUCUACAAAGACCUGGACUAUGUCCGCAAGGGAGACGCAAGGCUGCCAUUGAAGUGGAUGUCCCCAGAGUCCAUAUUUGACAAGGUGUUCACGACCCAGAGUGACGUGUGGUCCUAUGGAGUUCUGCUCUGGGAGAUAUUCUCUCUGGGGGCCUCUCCGUACCCAGGCCUGAACAUAGAUGAGGAGUUCUGCCACCAACUAAAGGAGGGAACACGCAUGCGAUCCCCAGAGUACAGCACUCCAGAAAUUUACAGCACCAUGCUGGCAUGCUGGGAGGCUAACCCCUCAGACCGCCCCACCUUCACUGGCCUAGUGGAAACACUGGGAGACCUGCUGGAAGCACGGGUUCAACAGGAUGGGAAGGACUACAUUCCCCUGGGCACAUUCCUGUGUGGAGAGAGAGACCCAGACAGCAGCGUCCAGAGAGACUCCACAGAGAGCUCCCUGACUGACCUGCAUCCACACAGACUCAUCAGCCUAGGCUACAUGAACACCAGGAGCACAGCGACACUCAGGACCUUUGAGGAACUGCCCAGCAAGGACCUGCCUGGCCCGGACGAUGAGCAGGGAGACAGCGGGAUGGUUCUACCCUCUGAGGAACUCAAACGCCUCAAAUGGACCAGUGGCGCCAAGAGCCUCACAAGGUCCUUUACCAUCAGUACGUGCAGGGAGAACCUGGUGCCCUGCAUGUGUAAUGACAUCACUGGUCUCCAUGACGACGAGCCGCCUGUCCUCCCAUGCGACUGUGACUCCGAGGAGAGCUGUUCCCCUCCACCCGACUACAACUCUGCCUUCCUCUACCCCUCCCUCUGACAACUCUAUCAUAUCACACUUCUCCCUCUGGUUAGAACUGCCUUGGUUCCUCCCUCCCAGCACACCAUGUAAAACACUCACUUCUGUCUAUAGGCCAUAUUCCUACCUCUUCGUCACAGAUGAAUUAUUGAUGCAGUGCUUCAUUUCCCCACAACAUACUAUCAGACGUCUUCACGCCAAGGAUCUGUCUCUAUAAACAGAUUGUAUUUGAUGCUGUAGCUUCCUCAGGGGGACAGGAGUAGGGUGUGAAUGACUGAGGCCUGUGUAGGGUGCCACACCCACACCACAAACAGCAGCUAAAUCCAUGAUCGUGUUUUCACAUGCAGCAACACCACAUGUCCAUGUACCAUUCUAUUUAGUAUAGUUGCUUAUCUCUAUAUGGGUACGGACUAUAGAGCUCAGAGGAACCUCGGUUGCAUCCAGUGACCUGACCAUGAUGUUCCUACACGUGUAUGCUGGAAGAAUGUAUUCAUUAGAAAAGUGUUACCUAUUUAUUUACAAUAUGUUAACCUCAUGAAAUUGUGUCAAGGCAGGCAACUGCCGUCAGUGAUCAUGAAAACCAGUAUAUGUGUUAGACCAGUCGAUUCAGAGCUAUGGAGAAGUACUGUAUAACAUGUUUAAUAGCCACAGACGUUUGCCCUGACUGACACAAGUAUGUAUGUAUUCAAAACACAUCUAAAAAUGUUGAAGUAAAGAAGCGUUAUCACA